Messenger RNA from Prorocentrum cordatum, 1277 nucleotides. The record is from the annotation of a GenBank genome assembly. NCBI's taxonomy places the organism in Eukaryota, Dinophyceae, Prorocentrales, Prorocentraceae.
CGGACACCCCCGCUGGGGUUCACAUGGCUGCAGACAUCCUCCGAUUUGUUCACGCUUCGCGUAUCCCCACCAGCUCCGUAGCCCUGGCUCAAACCAUCUCACGGGCCUGGCUCCCUCGGGCCAGUCUCCCGUGUUCAAGGGGGCGCCCGACGCUGCGCCACGCCCGGGCCCGCGGAGCGCCCGCGCCAUUGCAGCUGCCCCCCUGGCGCGCCGCCCGCGGCUCAGCUGGGCCCUCUCGCAGCAGGCAGCUACGGCGUGCAUUCCAUCCAGGGCCUCAGACCCGAGAUGGAGGACGCGCACCGGGUCGUGCUGGAUGUCCACCUGAUCGUGCCAGGCGCCGACGGCGGCGCGCCCUCAGGCGGCAGCGCUGGCAGCGGCGACGGCAGGACGAGCUCCCCGUUCCCGCCCGCGCUGGCUGGCGCCGCGGAGGCACUGGGCAGCAUGUCUUACUUCGGCGUCUUCGACGGGCACGGAGGCUCCCUGGCCGCCGAGUUCGUGAGCGAGCGCCUGUGCAACCUGCUGGCGCAGGACCUCGGCGCGGUCGCCGCAGACCCUGUGGAGGCGCUCAGGCAAGCCUUUGUGCGCACCGAGGAACAGUGGCUAAAGGCCGCCGCGAAGGAUGAGCUCUUCGAUGGCACUACCGCGGCCGUGGCCUUGCUCGACAGGCAGCGAGGCCUGUGCGUGGUCGGGAACGUUGGCGACAGCGAGGUGAUCAUCGGGACGCGUAGGGCCGAUGGCGUUUCCACGCUGGAGGUGCUCACAGAGGUACACCGCAUCAGGGGCAACGCUGCCGAGGCUGCGCGGGUCGAGGCGCUCGGCGGCCGGGUCUGGAAGGGGCGCGUCGGGCACCCGAGGCUGAACCCCAAGUUUGCCUCCCUGGCCGUCUCCCGGGCGAUCGGGGAUCUCUUCUUCAAGGACGCCGCCUUCACCCAGGGCAAGGCGUCGGGCCUCGUCGCGGACCCCCACGUGACGUCCGUCCAGGUCCGGGGUGAGGGCGUGUCCGAGCAAUUUCUCCUCCUCGGCUGCGACGGGUUCUGGGACAAAGUGACCUACCAACAGGCGCUGAGUUACGUGUUCCGGCUGAUGGACACUGGAACGGAUCCGCAGGCGAUCAGCGAGAGCCUCGUGACCUGUGCGCACGACGCAGGCUCCAGCGAUAACAUCACCGUGAUGAUCGUGAUGUUGUGAUGGUGGGGCGCCCAUAUCAUUGGGUGCUUUAUUAUCGCGUGUCACAGCUGGAGCGCGAGUGAUGCAGCUGCAAAGGUUCGACCAUUCCA